AGGAUUUGGUGUCCUAUGGCGUAGGUACCCAUAGCAAAUCGUGACCGUCAACCAGCAAGUUCGGUGCUGGUCGCGAUUCGUGCGCAAACAGCCGUUAGUCUACGGCGUCACCGCGGUGUAGGCAAGCCAGUUCACAGAACCACCUGCAAGCACCCCCCGUUCACACCAAUGCGUUUAUUGCGAAUAAAAGGAACUGAAAAGGCAAACACGGGUGGAUACUGUACAUCUUCUCGAAAUCGCUUGUUCCCCCUACGCAAUUGACCCUGCCCCGCUACAUCGCCAGGCCGCCGCCGCCGCCCAAGCCCCCAACCCCAAGCCACGAACACCCCAGCAGCCAUACCGAACCCCCGCACGCAAAGGCCCCUCACCACCCCCCAUUCCUCCGAUCACAACCAGCAAAAUCUUCUACGCCGCAGUUGACCCACGAGCUUGGCUAGGCGCCCCCCCCAACCAAACCCCCCACUCCCCCUCCACCCAAACGCCUCUCCUAGCUAGUGGUUAACCGAAGAAAGCAACAGCAUCAGGGGCUCAUCAUUUUGAACAUUCGAGCCUGGAAGAGGUGGCUCCCAGCUUCUGGAAACCAUCUGCUUGCGGGAUUUAACUAACAAUGAGGAGAGGAAAGGCAAUCACUACCGGAUCUACUGCGCGCAGUUCUGUUCCUGAUGCAGCCCGCGAAGUACUAGAGGUACUUUACCUAGACAGUAUUGAUGUUGGAGUGAUGAACAUGGAGCAUUCGACAUUCCCCCGCAUUAGCAGUUUCUCCGCGGAGACAAUUAAGUCUAUGGUCCUAGCAGACAGUUUAUGCAGAAGUGGUGGCAGUUCAGAUUUUGAGUUCGGCAAGAGUCAGCUUCGCAACGCCUCUGGCAUAUGUUACUCAUGGGCAUAUGAAUCAUUCAGUGCUUGCUGUGGAGGUAUUGGCAGCAGUUUGCCGGGCCUAUGGGAAAUUUCAGUCUCUUUUUCACGAGCACUUGGCGUUCAUAUGAAGGCUGCGGGAGCACUAUUCUUCGCCGUUGCUGAGUUCGAAAUGAUGAGCAGCAGACACGAGGCUAACCAUGCAGGGAGCAUUGCAUCGGUGCUAACGAAAAUAAUCGAGCCAUUCACAAAUGGAUACUGCUACGAUGCAGGGAGAGACAUCAACAUGGCGUGGCUAGGUACUACAAUAGGAGCGGAUGUGAGCAGGAUGCUGGACGAAGCGUCAUUAUUUGUGUGCUGCAAUUGGCAGAGACGAGGAUUUGCUUUUGAAGAUGGAAGCUCGGAGCACAACGAUGCAACUGGUAGUGCAUCUAUUCAAGAUUGCAACUGCCGCAAGCGGCCACGUGGACCAAACAGCUUAACCAUAUCUGGACAAACUAGUGAAGAAAGAUUCACUCAUACAUCAGCUACAAAUGGAUACAUAUGUAUCGAGUUGUAUGGUCCAACUGAUGAGUGUGACAGAGUAACCUCAUAUGAGACCUUCAAGAAGGCUCUUGCAAUCCGUGCCCUGGCAAGGUAUUAUAUUUCUCUGUGCUGCAUGAACCGACGCAACUGUCUACACAAAACAUGUAUAACAUGCCAACAAUGCAACCACCAUCAUCUGAACAACAGUGGGUUUAGAGAGGAAUCAGCAGCUUCAACGAGAAAUGCUUCAACUCAAUCAAAUUAUACACCGCAGUGCCCUGUGAUCCUGCACUAUACCCCAAAACACAUCGAGGUCCCGUACAAUUCAUUCCAGACACAACUGACUGGCAGAUCUGAAAUAGUUAUGGACAUGUUCGAUGCAAUAAUUAGGCGAUUCACAGAGGUAACUAAGAGUGGAGGUGAAUGUGUGGAAGGCUAUAUCCAGCGACACAUAUUUGAAUCAAUAUUUAUUGGGACUUUGCUUGCAGGCACAUUCAACGCAACAAGCCAAGUGAUUAAAGAUCAGAUAUCUGCGCUGCAUAUAGAAUAUGAACUGCCAUCGUGCAGAAUACUAUUCUUCCCAGGAAUUGUUGGGCACCGAUGGGUGACAUACGCAUGGUGUCUUGAUAGAAACAUAAUAUCUGUAUUUGACCCUUUUUUCAAUGAAAAUUGCAUUGAGGAACACAAGGAUGUACACAUAUACGUCAUUGGACUGAUUAAAAAUGCCAUGAAAUUGACAGCAAGUCAUUUGAUAACUGGCUGGAAUUACAACUGGGAAGCAGCAAGAAUAGAAAUAAUAGGCACCCAAUUUGCCGGAAGCACCUGGAAUAGGAGCACAGGUUGCGCUGCUGCCCAAUUCUGCUUUCACUAUAAUGGAACGCUUUCUUCACUUUCAAGAGUAAAUGUAGCAGAUGCAUCAAAGGUUGCAGAAAUGCUCACUGACGCACUAGGCUUAAAAGAAAACCAGGGGUUCGUGCCCACAACAUAAAGAUGCCAACCAUACCUCCCACCGCUGAAGAAGGUAUUGCCCGACAUGCAGUCUCUCCUGACAGCAAAAUUAAAUCAGUAUCGUUAAGUAUUUUUUGUGAAAAACGAGCUGUAUAAACUCAUAAUAUUAUUUUUGAAGAACUACAUGUAUGUUUUGCCUGUUACGCAGACCCUUACCAGUCCCUUCCUUUGA
This is a messenger RNA of Panicum virgatum (switchgrass), 2557 nucleotides long. RefSeq lists its product as uncharacterized. Bases 608 to 2365 code for a protein of 585 amino acids. The record is from RefSeq and is a predicted model, not a curated record. NCBI's taxonomy places the organism in Eukaryota, Viridiplantae, Streptophyta, Magnoliopsida, Poales, Poaceae. The transcript is spliced from 11 exons.